UUUGAAAGAAACGAUCUUGCGUGAUGUCACAUCUCCAUCCGGGAGUUUUGUCGCAGAUACUAGUGCGCAGGCGCGGUGCUUCCGGUGUUUCGACCUCUGCUUUCGACAGUCCCCGGCUGCUGGAAUCCUAACAGGAUUAAUAACUCAAAACUUUAUAUUUCACAAUGUACGCCUGUGCAAAAUUCGUCUCCACGCCUGCCCUGGUCCGCUCUGGAUCCCGGGCUUUGUACAGACCCGUCUCUGCUGCUAUACUGUCCAGACCAGAGGUCAAAACAGAGGCUCCUGCUGCUCUACUGCCCCAGUCUCCCCUCACCCAGAUGUGUCUGCGAAGCUUUCAGACCAGCGCAGUGAGCCGCGACAUUGACACUGCUGCCAAGUUUAUUGGAGCUGGAGCUGCCACGGUUGGAGUGGCUGGAUCCGGUGCUGGAAUUGGAACUGUCUUUGGCAGUCUGAUUAUUGGAUAUGCCAGGAAUCCCUCUCUGAAGCAGCAGCUCUUCUCCUAUGCUAUUCUGGGAUUCGCUUUGUCUGAAGCCAUGGGUCUCUUCUGUUUGAUGGUUGCUUUCCUCAUCCUGUUUGCCAUGUAAAAAACGUCCUGCAAAUGGAAAAAUACGCUGUUCAAUUGUGAAUUGACAGUUGCUACCAAAAGUGUCCGCUCUUAAUUGUUCGAAUAGAAAAAAAAUGCUCAUUUUCAAUGUCCACUCUGUCAAAAGAAUAAUGUAUUAUAAAGCAAUUACAAAAUUAAAAUGUGUAUUUGAACUGUUAAAAAGACAACUGUAAUUUUUUUGUAUUAUGGAAAUGUUUUGUCACCUUCUUUGAACAACGGUGCUCAUGAAAAUGCCCUUGUUGGGGAUUCAUCUCAAAACCUCAGUAGUUUAAUAGCACUUUCUGUAACAACACAAAUGGAGAAGUGUACUAGUUUUGGAUCCACUCAUUUCUAGGACUCAGUCCUGGUGGAUGGAGAAAGGAAUGUAGGAUGAAACUGGUUCAAAGCCAGUAAACAUUUGCUUUUGUAAAUUGCGUUAAAUAAAUAUCCUUCUGUUUA
Molecule: messenger RNA, 1042 nt
Organism: Silurus meridionalis
Lineage: Eukaryota; Metazoa; Chordata; Actinopteri; Siluriformes; Siluridae
Gene: atp5mc3a
Product: ATP synthase membrane subunit c locus 3a
Exons: 5
Coding region: 165-584 (139 amino acids)
Biological process (GO): proton motive force-driven ATP synthesis; proton transmembrane transport
Molecular function (GO): proton transmembrane transporter activity
Source: RefSeq, a predicted model, not a curated record